Messenger RNA from Seminavis robusta, 546 nucleotides. Lineage: Eukaryota; Bacillariophyta; Bacillariophyceae; Naviculales; Naviculaceae. The record is from the annotation of a GenBank genome assembly.
AUGGGACGCCGAAGCAGGUUACUCGAAGACGACGAGUCCAUACCUCGAUCGGACUCUACGUCCGACUCGGAAUCGUGCGUUAGCGAUGACGAGGACAUGGACAUGGAUCGGAGCAAGGCGAGGAAACACGCGGGGCUUAUUGAUGCCUCCACACGGUUUGAAGAAACCUUGAAGUACAACAAGAAGGAAGCGCGGGAGGGAGAAGCUGCCAUGCAAGCCGAAGACCGGCAUCCGUGUGUGCAGUUUGAACAUACUGUUACAGGCAUAGAGAUUAGGCACCACAGAGACUAUCCUGCCUGUGACCGAAAGCUCAUGUGGAACAGCUUUGCAGAAAUCCAAGCCAACGCAGACAGAAAUAUCAACGAGUUUCGUCAUGAUGGCUGGCAGUGGCGUAACGCUACCGAAGAGUCCGAGAUGGUCGUCCAAAGCGUGGGAGAGCUAGUGCAUCCUGCUAGCUACAAGAGUCGAAAAGCCGCUCCCAAGAGGAAGGGUCGCAAAAAGACACGGGUUCACCGUCGCAAGGGGCGCCAAUACUCGCGUGGUUGA